AUGAAAUAUGCCCUGAAAACGUGUAAAGAACUUAUACCUGAAGUUUUGAAGUCUGUUCAGGCAGCAGCACAAGAGCCUCAAGUCCGAGUGUUCUCCACUAAAACAGGAAGCAGUGACCACCCUGGCAUCCUGGUGUGCAGCGCCUACAGUUUCUAUCCCAAACCCCUCACUCUGACAUGGUUCAGGAACGAGGAGGAGGUGACAUCCGGUGUGACAUUCACUGAUGAGAUGUCCAAUGGAAACUGGCUAUACCAGAAGCACUCCUACCUGGAGUACACACCUACAGCAGCAGACCACAUCUCCUGCAUGGUGGAGCACGCCAGCCUCCGCACUCCUAAACUCUACCCAUGGGAGAACUUUCCAGAGUCGAGAAGAAACAAGCUGAUAGUUGGGACUGGAGGGCUGCUGUUGGGACUGGCCUUUAUUAUAGUCGGUGUUGUUUACUAUAUAAAACACAUGAGAGGUCAUAUGUUGGUGCCAAAUUAAAGACAUGCUGAACAGAAAUGCAG
Messenger RNA from Periophthalmus magnuspinnatus, 509 nucleotides. Its product is annotated as boLa class II histocompatibility antigen, DQB*0101 beta chain-like. Gene Ontology annotation, biological process: peptide antigen assembly with MHC class II protein complex; immunoglobulin production involved in immunoglobulin-mediated immune response; antigen processing and presentation of exogenous peptide antigen via MHC class II. Gene Ontology annotation, cellular component: MHC class II protein complex. The coding region runs from base 1 to 486 and encodes 161 amino acids. Lineage: Eukaryota; Metazoa; Chordata; Actinopteri; Gobiiformes; Gobiidae. Gene Ontology annotation, molecular function: MHC class II protein complex binding. The record is from RefSeq and is a predicted model, not a curated record. The transcript is spliced from 4 exons.